AUGGCAGAGAACAUCUACGACGAGAUCGAGAUCGAGGACAUGACCUUCGACUCGACCCUCCAACUAUACCACUACCCAUGCCCAUGUGGCGAUCGCUUCGAGAUCAACAUCGAUGACCUGCGCGAUGGCGAGGAGAUUGCAGUCUGUCCGAGUUGCAGCUUGCAAAUACGGGUGAUAUUCGAUCAAGACGACCUACCGAAGCCGGACGGUGGCAAUCAACAGGCACAACCGCAGCAGGUUGUCGCCGCUGGCGUUUGA
Saxophila tyrrhenica is the source of this 258-nucleotide messenger RNA. It is a transcript of the gene DPH3, whose product is annotated as Diphthamide biosynthesis protein 3. The record is from RefSeq and is a predicted model, not a curated record. The coding region runs from base 1 to 258 and encodes 85 amino acids. Lineage: Eukaryota; Fungi; Ascomycota; Dothideomycetes; Mycosphaerellales; Extremaceae. The transcript has 2 exons.